AUGACUAAGAAAAAAUGGAAAAAUUUGAGAGACACGUUUAGUAAAGAAUUAAAAAAAAUUUCUAAGCCACGUUCUGGGACUGAUGCCGAUAAUGAGCCGAAGUAUACAGGCACAUGGCCACAUUUUGAGGCCAUGUCUUUUUUAAAAGUAGUUCUGAAACCCCGACAAACAGAAGGGAAUAUUAUAUCAAAAGACUCCGAAAGCAAUUCUGUAGAUCUGUCAGUGUAUUUAGACGCGGCUAGUCCAGAAGAGAUUUUAAACAUGAACGCAUCUGACAAUGACAACACCCAGCUCCCUGAAUCUGCGUCUAUUUUAGAAGAAAUACCACAGAACAUGUCCAUAGAUAACAACCUUCGACAAGAUCGUCCACCUUCGCCCUCGUUGCCAGGUCCUUCGCCUUCAUCCUCGUUGCUGGUGCCUUCCCCUUCGUCCUCGUUGCCAGCUAUCACAAGGCAAACACGCAAAAGAAAAGAUUUAAGUCUCGAAGCAUUUCUCGAUAUUGAGAGAGAAAAAAUGAAAAUUCUUCGCGAAGAUCAACCAGAUAAUACUGACGACGACCUUCUUUGGUUCAAAUCAAUAUUACCUUACAUGAAACAGUUGCCAUCACUCAACAAAUUACAUUUUAGAACGCAGAUGCAGGAGCUUCUUCUAAUGGAGCUGUCAAAGUUAAACACACCACAAUCCAGUGCUCAACAACCUGGCUAUUACACAUCUUUGUGA
Acanthoscelides obtectus is the source of this 720-nucleotide messenger RNA. NCBI's taxonomy places the organism in Eukaryota, Metazoa, Arthropoda, Insecta, Coleoptera, Chrysomelidae. The record is from the annotation of a GenBank genome assembly.